This is a messenger RNA of Anisakis simplex (herring worm), 393 nucleotides long. Lineage: Eukaryota; Metazoa; Nematoda; Chromadorea; Rhabditida; Anisakidae. The record is from the annotation of a GenBank genome assembly.
AUGACCAGUUCGAUGCAGUGGUGGCAAAUUGGUCUCACACACGAGCAAAUGCAACAUGCUCGAUUGAUCAACGCGCAGCCUGUCAAGCAGAUUCAUCAUCCACCUAGACACUCAUAUGAGCUGAUCAGAACAGCUCGACUCGACGUCGGAGGAAUACGCUAUGUUCUGGUGCACAAACGUUGCUACAACUCUUUGCACCGUUACUACGGUCAUACGGUGAGACUUUAUGAGGUUCCUCAACAACAAGCAAGAUCUAAACUACUCGUCGAAGAAAUCACCUCAUCAUCAUCAUCAUCCAAUCGCUCGUCGAACCGUCCUCAAUCACUAGCAAAUCAGCACCGUUUCAACUCAGUUCACUCAACAAAACCACAAACAUCCACUGAGACGGUAUAA